UUUUAAUUUUAUUUUUCUUACAAAACUUACAUGCCUAAUUAGUACGCCAUUGGUAGUAAAUAUCUCAGUGUAUGUAUUUGUGUUUAUAUUUCUCCUCUGGUGGGAGAAGAGAAAUGCUUGUCACCUACUCCUUUUCAGUUCACCCUCUCGCUGACCCUCUGCAACUCCUCAAAAACACUGUCUUUCAAGAAAAAAACACGCACUACACGCACUUGAGUGUGCCAAGAAAAGUGAGGUAAAACCAAAAAAAGAUCACUUUUUUCGUGUUUGGGUCGCUUUGUUUGAUGGAGAAGUACCGGUGCAAGUUCUGCUCGAGGAGUUUCGGCAAUGGCAGAGCUUUGGGUGGCCACAUAAGAUCUCACAUGGUGAAUCUUUACGCAGAAUCGAAACACCCGGAGCGAAGAAUCCAUGGAGAAACAGAGCCAAUCCCGUCUUCAGAAACGGAUGAUGAUGGAGAGAAAGACAGCUCUUUUUCCGCCGCCGCCGCCGCAGGCGGCGGCGGCGGCGGUUCGGUGGUGCUUCAGGACACAGAGAGCGAAACUGAAUCGUCCCCGUCAGGGAGAGUUUUCAGGCGAUCCAAAAGGGUGAAAAAAUCAAGAAUCUCUGAAACCAGGACAGGGAAGAUGGGGGGGACAGAUUAUUCUUCAUCAAUGGUGGAGGGAGAGCCCGGCAGUUCAAUCUCAGAAACCUCCCCCGAAGAACACGUCGCGUAUUGUUUAAUGAUGUUGUCGAAAGACAAAUGGAUAAGAGAUGGAGAGGAAAAUUGUGAAGUGGUGAAGAAAAUGAAGGGAAAGGGGAAAUGUUGGUAUAGAUGUGAAGCUUGCAGCAAAGUGUUCAGAUCUUAUCAGGCCCUGGGAGGGCACAGGGCAAGCCACAAGAAGAUCAGAGCCCAGAAGACUCUUCUUGAAGAAGAUGAUAAUGGUGGAAAUGCAGGGGAGAAGAAGAAGAAAAAGAAUGAGAAAAUCCAUGAAUGUCCCAUCUGUUUCAGAGUGUUUUCUUCAGGGCAAGCUUUGGGUGGGCACAAAAGAUCACAUUUUGCAGAUUCAGUGUCAGCAAUUGUUGUUAGCCCAGAAGCCUGUUCUGCUUCCACUUCUACCCCCAUGAAACAAGGGCUAUCAAGAACUGGAGGUCCUUUAAUAGAUCUCAACCUCCCUGCUCCAAUGGAAGAUUAUGAUUAUGAUGAUGAUGAUCUUCUUAGCUUCCCAUGCUGAUGAAGUGAUGAGCAACCAAGUUUGAAUGUUCAGAGGUACAAGGUUUUGAAUUUUCCUUAACUAGGAAUAUGUUUUCUCAUAGCUUGACUGUAAUCCAUCCAUCAGUGAUGGGAAAAUUAAUGGCAGCUUCUUCUAGCUAGUAAUCAAUGGAUGUUAUUAGUUCACACAGAAAGUCUAUAUUUUUGUUUCUAUCUUGGAAAAUCUGCACACAUUGUUGUCUGCAAAUAGAAAACAAUAGUAUUGAUCCACCUGUUAGACCGACCCCGUCACACUUGUCUUCCUAGUAUAGUUUAC
Ipomoea nil (Japanese morning glory) is the source of this 1505-nucleotide messenger RNA. RefSeq names its product zinc finger protein ZAT1. The transcript has a single exon. The coding region runs from base 285 to 1211 and encodes 308 amino acids. NCBI's taxonomy places the organism in Eukaryota, Viridiplantae, Streptophyta, Magnoliopsida, Solanales, Convolvulaceae. The record is from RefSeq and is a predicted model, not a curated record. Gene Ontology annotation, biological process: regulation of DNA-templated transcription.